Messenger RNA from Strongylocentrotus purpuratus (purple sea urchin), 2928 nucleotides. It is a transcript of the gene ttc36, whose product is annotated as tetratricopeptide repeat protein 36. The record is from RefSeq and is a predicted model, not a curated record. The coding region runs from base 87 to 650 and encodes 187 amino acids. Gene Ontology annotation, molecular function: protein binding. The transcript is spliced from 3 exons. NCBI's taxonomy places the organism in Eukaryota, Metazoa, Echinodermata, Echinoidea, Camarodonta, Strongylocentrotidae. Gene Ontology annotation, biological process: cilium assembly.
CAAAAGCGUAGUAUUCUAACGUCGAGCGAUUGCGCAACCAUUUACUUGUGUUUGGGGAUCUCACGUUAGACGUUAUAUAAGAGAGAAUGUCAAAACAAAGUGCACAUGAUGCGGCUGUGUUGGACGCUGUUUUUAAUCCUCUUCUACCAGUAGGACAAGAAAUUCCGGAAGAACAACCAGAAGAGAUACUAGAGGCUGAAAUUCAGGAUGAGUCUGAUGAUGAUAAGAGAGCAAAGGAACUUGAGGUUGAAGGAGUGAAGAGUGCCGAGGCCAAUGAUUUCGAUGCUGCAUUGAACUACUUCAGUCAAGCUGUAUCCAUUGCUCCUAACAGGGCAUCAUGCUAUAACAACAGGGCCCAAGCUCUUCGUCUAAGAGGAGAUGUAGAUGGAGCUCUAGAGGAUUUGAACCAUGCGAUUGAGCUGAGCCAGGGUCGUGGCAAGGCCGCCUGCCAGGCUUACACCCAGCGAGGGCUCAUCUACAGGCUGGAGAAGAAAGACGACGAGGCGUUGGCCGACUUCAAGCGCGCUGCUAACCUCGGCAGCCCCUUCGCCCGUACACAGGUCAUCCAGAUGAACCCUUACUCUGCCAUGUGCAACCAGAUGCUGUCUGAGGUCAUAGGUCAGCUUAGGGAAGAACAAUGCCAAGAUUGAGAGGGUCGGUGGACUGUUGCUCAAGAAAGAACAGCUACUGUUGUAAAGCAGUGAUGAUGGUGCAGAGGGUGGUCUGACAAGUGCUCCUGCAUCGUUUGCUCCUGAUUAUCUCAUCACAGAUGUAGGGUUGUUGGGGGGGGGGGGGGUAGGUAAGGUGUAGGGUUAGGGUUGGGGUUGCAAUUGUCAUUUUAUGUAAGGUUUAGUGCUUCGGUUAGGGUUUUGCGAUUGGGCCUUCGGUCUUCAGUAAGUUUUAUGGUUAUACCAGGUAACCAGGUAUAGUGUUUGGUCCUGAGUUGAAGAUAGGAAUUCAGAUAGCGUAGUGAAUUGUCUGCUGAGCGAUUGUCAUCUGAGCAUGUGUCGUAGAACCAUGAUGAUUUCAUCAGGACGACAAACAUGUUGGACUACUGUUGAAAAACUGCUUCUCUUGCACAGCACUGAUGAGUUCAUCUCCACAUGCAUGUGCAGUAGAUGAAACAUUAGCUGGAAAGUGUUAUCAUUCGUUCAUGAAGUGUGGGGAGAAAGUGAAGAUUGUCAUCAUAUUUUCAUAAGGUGAAGAUAAUUUGAUCAUUACACAUGUGCAAAUGUUUCUCAAACACCAUUUCUUCCUGGUACUUGUCUAUAUUACAUUUUCUGUAGCAUGCUUGAAAAUUAUAUUACCAUUUUAAAACUUCAUGAAUAGUGAAUGGGUUUGUCAAACAGCUAGGCAUAUUUACAAUGUAUGCCAGUAACUGCUUUUUCAACUACCUGUAUAUGUUGGGUCUAUUUCAACAGCAUGAUAAGUGUCUAUACUUACUUUAAGCAUAAAUAUCUUGCCUGUACUUGAGUGCCUAUGAAAAAUGUAAAUCUCAACAUCAAUUGAUCCAAAAACACAUAAUGUAGAACACAUUCAGUCAACACAGACUUUCUGAAAAACAACCGUUUAGGCUGAGAGAGUAACCAUGUUUAAAUAAAAUAAUUGAAACACAAGUCUAGUAAAUCCUUAGAAAUGCUAGAUUUCCUGGCAUACAGUUGUCAGUAUUCAAAGUUUUCAUAUUGUUUGUAAAUAUCAUGAGUUUGACCUUAGCAGAUGCUGUUGUUUACUCAUGGUAUAUAUGUUACAGUACGUUGUGUACCCUUGCUAAGCUCAAUCAUUGCAAGUGCAUGUUGGUGGAUAUUCUUUUGUUGUGAACUUCACAUACAACCGUUUCAAGUCAUAGGAUAUCAUUUUAUAGCCGUUUCUAGUUCAAUCAUUCAACUAGAAUUAUUGAUGAUGUGAAGGAAAAAAGUCAUGAUUUUGGCAAUUAAACUAUACUUAUACAUGCACAAUUUUGAAUUCAUUUAACAUCAAGUACCAGUAUACGUAAAUUAGCUGCUGACUACCUGUAAUGGUUUUUGGCAAUCAGGCUAAGUGCAAUGUUUUAAUGGAGUGACCUGAUUCUAUUGUAGGUGAUGCCCUUCAAAGACAAAAUUAUCACGAGUGUCCAUGAUCGUAACCGGCUGAAGUAGAAUUUUUAAAAAGUAGAGGGGGAGGUGGGGGAGGGAGCAAAGAAAAUCAAUCCAUGGAUAAAACUAUAAUGAAGAAAACAAAUGCACUGGAAUUAUUUAUCAAAGAAUAACAUUUGUAGAUUACAUCCAUGUGGAUCUACAAGCAAUUUAAAAACAGAUGUACACCAUGACCUGUAUUCUACUCAAAUCUAAAACCAGAGCCAGGUUUACUCCUUUUUUAAUAUAAAUAUGGGUUAAAGUGGGAUUGCACUACUUGUAGCAACUUGCACCCUCUAUAUAGCAAAUAAUGCCUAAGCGAUACCCGUUGGUCCCCCAUGAUCACCUUUUUCUUAUGUUAAUUGAGAGCUCAGUUUGAUCAGAUAACCACCUGACAGUGACCACACAGGGAGGUCUAAUCCCUCCUGGCCAAACUAGUGCAGACAGGCUUUAAAUCUGGUUUAACAAAGGAAGUUAGUCCGAUGUCUGUGAUUUCAUUUGUGAUCUCAGAUUUAGGGUGAAGUUUAACUGAAUUAGUAGAAUACAGAAUAAUUGGGAAAAUGAAAAGAGGCAUAUAUACAAGGUAUUAUCUUUUGAUGCAUGAAUUUAUCUUUAUUCAUGUGAGGUUGGAGUGGUUCUGAAAAAAUUUCCACAUGUUAUUGGAGGCUAUUUGUUGAAUAUUUGAUUUAAUGUGUUUGUAUAUGAUAUCAUGGAGGAAAUGUUUGAGAAUAAACAGUUUCUCAUCAAAAUAUGUAUUCUGGAAUGUUCUAUAUUGAAAAUGCUUAUAAAUGUAAAUGACAUCUGGAGCAGAUUCAAA